UGCGGACACCCACUGGGUGUGCUCGGCCACCGGCCACUGCUCCCCCAUCUCUCUCCUCCAGAGUUUCUUCAUUUCCAGGGAUCACAGCUGAAGGCAGGCCGUGUGGACUCCCGGCACAUGGACUUGGGACGGAGGGCAGGCUCUCUCUGGCAACUCGCUGCUUCUCUUUGGGCUCCCGUCCCCUCACCUGUAACAUGGGAGAUGCUCAGGGUAUCUCAGAGACGGCCCCCACGUCUGCAUACUCAUCUCCGGCCCGGAGUCUUGGGGACACAGGGAUCACGCCUCUGUCCCCUUCCCAUAUUGUGAACGAUGCUGACUCGAAUGUCUCAGAGCAGCCAACGUUUCUUGUGGUGGUGGCCAUUGACUUCGGGACCACGUCAAGCGGCUACGCCUACAGCUUCACCAAGGAGCCAGAGUGCAUUCACGUGAUGAGGCGAUGGGAAGGCGGUGACCCUGGGGUGUCCAACCAGAAGACCCCGACCACCAUCUUGCUGACCCCCGAGAGGAAGUUCCACAGCUUCGGGUACGCCGCCAGGGACUUCUACCACGACCUGGAUCCCAACGAGGCCAAGCAGUGGCUGUACCUGGAGAGGUUCAAGAUGAAGCUGCAUACCACUGGGGACCUCACCUUGGAUACAGACCUGACAGCAGCAAAUGGCAAGAAAAUCAAAGCCCUGGAAAUCUUCGCUUACGCCCUGCAGUACUUUAAGGAGCAGGCGCUGAAGGAGCUGAGCGACCAGGCGGGUUCGGAGUUCGAGAACUCCGAUGUCAGAUGGGUCAUCACGGUGCCUGCCAUCUGGAAGCAGCCCGCCAAGCAGUUCAUGAGACAAGCUGCCUACCAGGCAGGCCUGGCCUCCCCCGAGAACUCAGAGCAGCUCAUCAUCGCCUUGGAGCCCGAGGCAGCCUCCAUCUACUGCCGGAAGCUGCGUCUGCACCAGAUGAUUGAGCUGAGCAGCAAGGCCGCGGUCAAUGGGUACAGCUCCAGAGACACAGUAGGAGCUGGGUUUGCACAGGCUAAGGAACACGUACGGCGUAACCGGCAGAGUCGGACCUUUUUGGUGGAGAAUGUCAUAGGAGAGAUCUGGUCCGAGCUGGAGGAAGGUGACAAAUAUGUGGUUGUGGACAGUGGCGGUGGCACCGUAGACUUGACGGUGCAUCAGAUACGGUUACCAGAGGGGCACCUGAAAGAAUUGUAUAAAGCAACAGGUGGACCCUAUGGAUCCUUAGGAGUGGACUAUGAAUUCGAAAAGCUCCUGUGUAAAAUAUUUGGAGAGGAUUUUAUCGAGCAGUUCAAAAUCAAGCGUCCUGCGGCCUGGGUCGACUUGAUGAUUGCGUUUGAGUCUCGCAAAAGGGCGGCCGCCCCAGACCGAACCAACCCGCUGAACAUCACCCUGCCCUUCUCCUUCAUCGAUUACUACAAGAAGUUCCGCGGGCACAGCGUGGAGCACGCCUUGAGGAAGAGCAAUGUGGAUUUUGUGAAGUGGUCCUCGCAGGGCAUGCUGAGGAUGAGUCCAGAUGCCAUGAACGCCCUUUUCAAGCCAACCAUCGACAGCAUCAUCGAGCACCUCCGGGAUCUGUUUCAGAAGCCUGAGGUGUCCACAGUCAAGUUCCUCUUCCUGGUGGGUGGCUUCGCUGAGGCCCCCCUCCUGCAGCAGGCGGUCCAGGCCGCCUUUGGGGACAAGUGCCGCAUCAUCAUCCCCCAGGACGUGGGCCUCACCAUCCUCAAGGGCGCCGUCCUUUUCGGCCUGGACCCCGCCGUCAUCAAGGUGCGCAGGUCCCCACUCACCUACGGGGUGGGAGUGCUGAACCGCUACGUGGAGGGCAAGCACCCACCCGAGAAGCUGCUGGUGAAGGACGGCACCCGCUGGUGCACCGACGUCUUCGACAAGUUCAUCUCUGCCGACCAGUCCGUGGCCCUGGGCGAGCUAGUCAAGCGCAGCUACACCCCCGCCAAGCCCUCGCAGCUUGUCAUCGUCAUCAACAUCUACAGCUCGGAGCGAGACAACGUGAGCUUCAUCACCGACCCCGGGGUGAAGAAGUGCGGCACACUCCGCCUGGAUCUCACGGGCACCAGUGGCACCGCCGUGCCUGCCCGGAGGGAGAUCCAGACUCUCAUGCAGUUUGGGGACACCGAGAUCAAGGCCACAGCCGUCGAUAUAGCCACCUCAAAGAGUGUCAAGGUUGGGAUAGACUUCUUAAAUUACUGACAGGCCCUCCCCGUCGCCCGCCCCCUUGGACUCAGCUCACCUGCAUCUGCUGACCUCAGCCCUGACUGUUCUGUCCCUGCCCUUGACCCCUGACACUGCCCCCCCUGAAUUUCAGCAGGGAAGAUGAGACCAGGGCUAGAAAUUAUUAGGGAGUUUUGAGGGCACACUGGAGUCAGAGAAGCUGUCGGGAAGUUAAGAUUGAGGUUUGGGAACAGGAAAUGCAAGGACCCCAAAAGAGCAGUGAGGGAGCCUGUGCGUCUCUGCCCAGUGACGGAGGCUUUGCUCCUCGUUAGGUAGAAUUUGGGGGACUCUGCUGCCGUCCUUCUGUAUCCGCAAUGAGAGCCUUGAGCCAGGAGGAGAUUCUUCAUCUUUUGGAGACUUUGCUUUUUACUUUUUUUUUUUUUGGAUGGCAGUCAAUAUAAAAUGCCACCCAGCUGCAGUUCAUUGCUUUUCCUCAUCACUUGAUUAGAAGUGGAGAUUCAGUGGAAAGUUGGAGCAUCUUUAGCUGGUGGGAGAGGACUGCCUACACUGGGCACUAUUUUAAGUUCUCAUAAUUUAAAUUCCAAAUGGGUCCCAUGAAGAAUAACUGCAGCCCUGGCUCAUCCACUGGGAUGUGUGCGAGGGGAAGGGCCUGGACCCCAACUUUCCAGCUGGCGAGGACUCGCGUCAGUGGAAAUGGACGCCAAAGAGCCACUGCUGCCCCGAAUCACGUGCUGGGAGAUUUUAGGCAUCAGACCGCCAAAUUCUGAUUUCUGAAUUCAUAAGUAAUUCUAGUUCAUCUCGGUGGGAUUUUUUUUUUUUUAGAAGAAGAAAAUGAAGUGCAUUUUGACUUGUUCUCAUCACCAAGCCCAGGAAUUAAGAACAACCCCUCACCCUGGAAAAUGUGCACAUUUUAAAUUGCACAUUUUACCCUCAGCCCCCUGAAAGUGUUGGCCAUUUGUUCCCACAUUUUCAAUGAAAUGCAUCGUCAGCAUGCGGGCAAUCAAUCUGUUCCAUGAAAUGUUGCAUUGAAAUUGGUAGUUUUUAAAUUCUGUCCCGAAGGAAUUCCUAGAUCUGUACUUCAUGAAUUUAGCCAGGUUUUUUUUUUUUCCAAAGCAGAUACGUGGGUUACCCACUGGAGGGUGUCGGUUAAAGCAGGUUCCUGGAAGUGUCAGGUCUCUGCAUUGUACCCCUGAGACUGUUACAAUGUUCUGUUCUCUACCGGCUGCACUUAAAUGAGAGCAGACAGACGGUCGUGUUCCUGGAUCCAACCCCUUUUACAGUCGGAAGUCACGUCUUGGAGAAGGGGACCAGGGUCCUCAGGGUUCAGUUGACGCUGCAGGAGACCGGUCUGGCUGACAUUUGAGAACCCCUCCGUUAGGGCUGUGUGGGGAGCCAAGGCACAGGCCAGAGUCUGCGGCCUCCCACCUUCCCAGUUUACACAAGGAGCAAUGAUUCCGCACUUGUCCUCUCGUGAAUGGGGCUGGGGUCCCAGCUGGCUUGGGAAUGGUGCUUCUAACCCUCCCAGGAAGGUGAGAAGAUGGGAAGAAAGGUGCCCCAAGAAAGGGACCGACGGGUGGGGCUGCGUGCCCCACCCCCAAAGACAGUCUUCCUCUCCACCAUCCAGGAGCCGAGUGGGGAUCGAGAACCAAACAGCUGACUCACAGCCCACGUGAUCCGUUCAGAGCUGUCCUUCCACCUGCUGGAGUUCACUUGGGUUUUGAAUCCUGGGGCCACGCUCAGUGAGUGAAGGAAGGGCGAGCACACUGGCUCCGAGUGCACGUAGGGCUCACAAGCCCAGCCUCACCGCCCGUCUACAGAUUUGCCAUAGCAUUUCUAAUGUCAUUUUAACGUGUCUCCUUUGUCACCUCGCCUGCUGCAGAAGUCCCUACUAGAAUGUGAAACACAGCCAACCACAGAACUUGGGGAUGCUCGUCACACAGCCAUCACCGGGCCUCUCGUCCGGGCACACAG
Artibeus jamaicensis (Jamaican fruit-eating bat) is the source of this 4160-nucleotide messenger RNA. It is a transcript of the gene HSPA12A, whose product is annotated as heat shock protein family A (Hsp70) member 12A. Bases 195 to 2207 code for a protein of 670 amino acids. NCBI's taxonomy places the organism in Eukaryota, Metazoa, Chordata, Mammalia, Chiroptera, Phyllostomidae. The transcript is spliced from 12 exons. The record is from RefSeq and is a predicted model, not a curated record.